Messenger RNA from Panicum hallii, 1278 nucleotides. RefSeq names its product multiple organellar RNA editing factor 8, chloroplastic/mitochondrial-like. Gene Ontology annotation, biological process: cytidine to uridine editing; mitochondrial mRNA modification. The record is from RefSeq and is a predicted model, not a curated record. Bases 1 to 1278 code for a protein of 425 amino acids. Gene Ontology annotation, cellular component: mitochondrion. The transcript is spliced from 4 exons. Lineage: Eukaryota; Viridiplantae; Streptophyta; Magnoliopsida; Poales; Poaceae.
AUGGCGUCGGCGUCGGCGUCGGCGUCGGCGUCGCGCGCGCUCCGCCUCGCCAGCCUCUCGGCGCCCCUCCCCGGCGGCGGCGGCGCCGUCUCCUCCCGUCCCCUUCGCCCCCUCGCCGCCGCGGCCGGGAGCCUCCACCCGGCAGCGGCGCAGCGCCCGUCCCCGUCCGCACCCGCCAGGCUCUUCUCGUCGCAGCCCGCCACGUCGUCGCUGAGGGACUCGUCGCCGAACUGGAGCAACCGGCCGCCCAAGGAGUCGAUCCUUCUGGACGGCUGCGACUUCGAACACUGGCUCGUCCUCAUGGACUCGCCCCCCGGGGAUCCCGGGAACCCCGACGUCCCCCGCGACGGCAUCAUCGACUCCUACAUCAAGACCCUCGCAAAGGUCGUUGGAAGCGAGGAAGAAGCAAGGCAAAAGAUAUAUUCAGUGUCAACUCGUCAUUAUUUUGCUUUUGGUGCCCUCGUAUCUGAGGAGCUAUCCUACAAAAUCAAAGAGUUGCCCAAUGUCCGCUGGGUUCUUCCUGAUUCAUACCUGGAUGUGAAGAACAAGGACUAUGGAGGGGAGCCUUUUAUAAAUGGACAAGCUGUUCCGUAUGACCCUAAGUACCAUGAGGAGUGGAUGAGAAACGAUGAACGUGCCAAUAAUAGAAACCGGCGCAAUGAUAGGCCUCGUAACACUGAUAGAUCAAGGAGCUUUGAUAGAAGGGAGAACAUGCAGAACUUCCAGAACAGAGAUGUGCCCCCUGGGCAGGGAUUUAACAGCCCCCGUCCAGGGCAGAACCCGAGGCCACCUUGUGACGCUCCUCCGAUGCACCCUGCUCAGGGCAACAUGCCGCCACCUCCACCACCAAAUGCUGGUGCUCCGCCGUCGUACCAACCACAUGCUCCAAACUAUCAGCAAGGUGGUGCUCCUGGCUACCAAGGUGGACUGCCUGGAUACCAAGGUAGCCCUGGUGGUAACAUGCAUGGUGGCCUGGGCCCUGCUUACCCGAGCAACAACCCUGGAUAUCAAGGUGGAGGGCCAGGCUUCCAGGGAAGCAAUCCAUCUCCUUCCCAAGGUGGCGGCCAACCCCCUUAUCAGGGCAGCAAUCCGCCACCUCCGUUCCAAGGUGGCGACCAACCCCCUUACCAAGGUGGCAACCCUAGCUAUGGCAGGGGUGGUGCACCAGGCUACCCAGGCCAAGCAGGAAAUGCAAACUACCAACAAAACAGCAGUAACUACAACGCUGGUGCACCGGGCUAUGGGACGGGAUUCCACUGCAUGAACACCUGUCACUGA